UCACUACUGUAACCAACACGAAAAUACGCACCCGCGCAAUAACUAAGUCGACUUAUUUUUCGCAUUUCAACUUGAUUCGCAAGGGUUUUGGGUAGCGGUGGGCAGCAAUAGUCAAUAUUAUGCUUUCGAGCUGAUGUAAAGCAUAGUGUGUGUAUUCUUAAGUUUAAAGGCAACGCGGACAUAUCGUUUAUUCAUCACAGGUUGAGAAUUUCCAACUUUCCUGGUGAUUUAAAGCAUCAUUAAGCUUCCAGACAGGUUUUUGAUUUGCAGAUAUAUACACCAACAUGGCUGAACCAUUACUAAGCUCGUGCUGUCGCUGCUAUUCGCUGCGGGCCGGAUCCUUAAUUUCGGGAAUUAUGGGCAUUUUGCUAUCAAUAAUAUCCAUCAUUGUUAUUUUCACCACCAGAGUAGAAUUCAAAACAAUUCUCAUGGAUUGGUUACCGCAGAAUGUUGUGAAAAUUAUUUUUGCUCUCAACUUGUGUAUGACCAUUCUAAUCUCUUUGCUCAUGAUUUUUGGAGUACUCAAGAAAAAUCAUUACCUAAUGAUGCCCUGGGUUAUUCUUGGAAUCAUGCUGGCGAUUGGAUUGUUAAUCAGUGUCAUAUAUACCGCGGUGGUUUAUUUCAUCGAUGGAUUUGUUCUCGGUGGCACGUUAUGGAUUAUUAUUGGUCUCUUGUCAGUUGUUAUCUACACCUACAUGUGGACCGUAGUGUACAGCCAUUUCGUUGUACAAAAAAAUGAAAAUGAACGCGGCCUUUACUCAAAGCAGCCUUACCGACGUUAAAGACUAUUCUUUAACGCGACCGGAAAUGUUCUUAUUUACACUUCUAACAAUCUGACCGAGUGAGCUUGCUCGAACAAAUGUGCCAGAUCGAAUUGUCGUAAAUUCUAACAAACAGUAGAGAUAUUUAUUUUUGAUGUUAUUUAACUGUGGUCAAAUUUAACUUUGGGUAAUUCUCUACCAACUCACACGAAAUCGGAAAAAGUUGCCCCGACCCCUCUUCGAUUUGCGUUAAACUUUGUCCUAAGGGGUAACUUUUGUCCUUGAUCACGAAUCCGAGGUCCGUUUUUACUAUAUCUCGUGACGGAGGGGCGGUACGACCCCUUCAAUUUUUGAACAUGCGAAAAAAGAGGUGUUUUUCAGUAAUUUGCAUUUUGAAAAGGGGUAUAGAAAUUAUAUAGAAUGGAAAUUUGGUGUCAAAAUAACUUUUGAUGGCGUACUCAAAAUCUCGAAUAAAACGUAUUUUUCACCGAAAAAAACACUAUAAAAGUUUCAAAAACUCUGCCGUUUUCCAAGUCAUUUUAAGGGAAAUUUAAUGUACUUUUCGAAUUUACAUUAUUAGAUUUAGACCAACAUUUUUCAUUUUAAAAUUCGUAUUUUUUGUAAAGCAGAGCAGACAAUUACAAAAAAUAUAUAAAUAUAUAUGAUCGUAUGAUAUAUAUCAUAUGAUAUAUAAAUCAUACACAUCACGAGUUAUCGCGAUUUUACAUAAAAAAAGUUUUGAAAAAGUUGGGCAUCGUUGAUCAUGGUCGUUCACGUCGAAACAAAUAGAAACGCAAAACAGUAGUUUAUGCAACAAGUUGCGAAAACAACAUUUUUUCAGCACGAGUCGUACAUUUAAAUAAAUACGACAAGUGCUUUUUGAAUGGAAAAACGCUUUUUGAAUGGAAUUUUAUGUCAAACAUUCAUGUGGUAAGUAAAUUCACCGUUCAAAACAAAACAGAUUUCAAAAAAGUGUCCACGUGGUUUAUGGGUCCUUAACAGUUCCUUUGGCAACAAAUUUCCGUCUCAUCACCGUUUCAGACUGCAAAUAAUUGAAAAACACGCCUUUUUUCGCAUGUUCAAAAAUGAAAGGGGUCGGACCUCGGAUUCGUGAUCAUGGACAAAAGUUACCCCUAAGGACAAAGUUUCACACAAAUCGAAGAGGGGUCGGGGCAACUGCUGUGUGAGUUUGCGGAAAAUUACCCCUUAUUAUUCAAUUAAAACAAGUUCUACACAAACUCAAUCCGAUGGAAAUAUUUUUUGGGCGGCAUGGAACCAUGUUUUCCUCACAAACAAAAGUACAAAUUAAACUCAAAGAAAUUGUUGUAAAUUAUUUAGAUUUGUUUAAAUAAGUCUGUUUGGUGAUGAGUUAGAAGAAUCUAUUUGACCAAAAUAAUAUUUCCAACGGUGAAAUUGCUUCUAAACAAUUUGCUGCAAAUAAUUUGUUGUUGUACUAACAUUUCGUCCAUUUGUUUGCGUAGCAAGAUAAAUUAACAUUGUUAUGUAAAACUUACACUAUUUAAAUAAAUGUUAUUCUUAAA
Messenger RNA from Culex pipiens pallens (northern house mosquito), 2302 nucleotides. RefSeq lists its product as uncharacterized. NCBI's taxonomy places the organism in Eukaryota, Metazoa, Arthropoda, Insecta, Diptera, Culicidae. The record is from RefSeq and is a predicted model, not a curated record. The transcript is spliced from 4 exons. The coding region runs from base 285 to 782 and encodes 165 amino acids.